Messenger RNA from Dictyostelium discoideum AX4, 1917 nucleotides. RefSeq lists its product as hypothetical. The coding region runs from base 1 to 1917 and encodes 638 amino acids. The transcript is spliced from 2 exons. NCBI's taxonomy places the organism in Eukaryota, Evosea, Eumycetozoa, Dictyosteliales, Dictyosteliaceae. The record is from RefSeq and is a predicted model, not a curated record.
AUGAAAAUGGAUGCUUUUUCAUGUUUUGGAGUUAGGAAUAAGAAGAAAUCAGUUUUAUUAAAACAAAUGCAAGCAGAGGAAAAAGAAGCUCAAUUAAAUAGAAAUUACUUUAAUUUAUUAUCAACUGAAUUAAUUCUUUAUAUAUUAAAGUAUAUGGGAACACAUGAUCUAUGUAUUCUUGCAAGAAUUUCAAAAAGAUUUAGAGAAUGUUGCUACGAUAGUACAUUAUGGAGAACAUUAGGUUUUAGUUCUGAAAUGGCAAAGAAAAAGAUUGAUUCAGCAUUAAAGAAUAUGGAGUUAACAUCAAGAUUAGCCUCAGUUAGAUUAAUCAACUUAAACAAUUUAAAUAUCAAACAAAAAACAAUUGAUUAUAUCGUCACUCAUACACCACAACUUAAAGAGAUUAGACUUCACAACCUUAGAUUAACCGAAAAAACUUCUAAAUUAUUGGUUGCAAAAUGCCCAAACCUUGAACAAGUCUAUAUGGAUGGCGGUAGAACAAGUGAUGAAUGUCUUGAACUCUUGGCAAAUGGUGCUGUAAAAUUAAAAUCUAUAAAUCUUCACAAGGUUGAAAAUAUUACAACAACUGGUAUUUGUCAUAUCAUUAAAAAUACAAAUCUUAGUUUUCUUAAUUUUAAUGGUAUUUCAGGUUGGGAUAUUAGAACACUUGCUCCAUAUUGUGCACAUUUUACAUCAAUGGAUUUGGGAUCAAGUAAUAAUUUAUCAGAUGAUGAUUUGAAAGCAUUAACAAGACAAUGUAAAAAAUUAAAAUUCAUUUCAUUAAAGAGUUGUAAACUAAUUACAGAUCAUGGUGUUUUAGAGUUAAUUCAUGAUUGCCCACAAUUAAUGGAUUUAAAUUUGGCAUCAUGUAGCAAAGUUACACGUACAAGUGUUCAACAUGUACUUCAAAAUCUUCAUAACUUAACAACUCUAAAUCUUUCAUCCUUUAAGAAUAUUCACCCAAUCACUUUCCCAAAGAAUCCAUAUAGACUUUUAAAUACACUCACCACCAUAGACCUUUCAUUUACCGAUGUCAAAGAUGAAGAUAUAUUCCAAUUGACAGAAUAUGCUGCAAACUUGAAGAGUUUACGUUUGGUAGCUUGUGUUGAAGUAACCGAUGAGUCAAUGUUGAUGAUAGCAACUCACUGCAAGAAAUUGUUUUGUGUUGAUCUAUCUCGUGAUCAACAACAAUCCUCAAACUACUCAACAAGUAAAGGUCCAAUGAAAAUAACUUUUGCAACCGUCGAAGCAUUGUUUUUAACUUGUCAAGACCUUCAAAAAGUUGCACUCUCUUAUUCAAGUAAGAAUAAUAUAACAAAGAGAAGUGUAAUGGAAGUUCAUGAUCGUAGAGUUUCUUCAGGUUUAAAAAAUAUUAAUUUCACUUUAAAUGAAGAAUCAGUUAAUAACAGUGCAAUUAUUAAUAAUUCUAAUCAAGGUAGUAGUAAUAGUAUUAUUAAUAAUAAUAAUAGUAGUAAUAAUAGUAUUAUUAAUAAUAAUAGUAAUAAUAGUAUUAAUAAUAAUAAUAAUAAUAAUAAUAAUAAUAAUAAUAAUAAUAAUAAUAAUAAUAAUAAUAAUAAUAAUAAUAAUAAUAAUAAUAAUCAUAAUAAUAUCAACAAUAAUUAUAAUCCACCAAUACCAAUCCCAUUUAAUAAUAAUAACAAUAAUUAUAAUAAUAACAAUAAUAAUCAUAAUAAUAACAACAAUAAUAAUAAUAAUCAGAACAAUAAUAAUAAUAAUCAAAAUAAUAAUAAUCAAAAUAACAGUAAUCAAAAUAAUAAUAAUAAUAAUAAUAAUAAUAAUAAUAAUAAUAAUAAUAAUAAUAAUAAUAAUAAUAAUAUUAAUAAUAUAAAUAACCCAAAUUUUUAUAACCCUAUUAUACCAAAUAAUAAUAUUCCGAUCACCACAAAUAAUCCUUAA